Ambispora leptoticha is the source of this 1086-nucleotide messenger RNA. The record is from the annotation of a GenBank genome assembly. NCBI's taxonomy places the organism in Eukaryota, Fungi, Glomeromycota, Glomeromycetes, Archaeosporales, Ambisporaceae.
AUGCUUGAAGACAAAUACAUUGGGGUUACUUUAGCCAUCUUGUCUAGCUUGGCGAUCGGCACCUCCUUCAUUAUAACGAAAAAGGGUUUAAUUGAUACGACAGAUAGACAUGGUUCAGCAAGUGAAGAUCAUAAAUAUCUAAGAAAUCCAAUAUGGUGGGGAGGAAUGCUAACCAUGAUUGUGGGUGAAUUGGCUAAUUUCGCAGCAUAUUCUUUUGCACCUGCAAUUCUCAUCACGCCACUCGGUGCUCUUAGUGUUUUAAUUGGUGCUUUACUUGCAUCGAUAUUCCUUGACGAGAAACUUGGACGCAAUGGAACUGUAGGAUGCGGAUUAUGUCUGAUUGGUUCCGUCAUAAUUGUAUUACACGCGCCUGGUGAUAAAGAAAUAAGAACUGUCGAUGAAAUUUUGAAUUAUGCUUUAAAUCCAGGAUUUUUAACGUAUUGUACAUUUGUUGUUUUAUUUACUGGUUUUAUGAUUACGAGACUUGUUCCAAAAUAUGGCAAAAAAAAUCCAUUGGUCUAUCUUUCAAUUUGUUCGUUGGUUGGAUCAAUAUCUGUCAUGUCGUGUAAAGGAUUUGGCAUUGCACUAAAGCUGACGUUUUCUGGCAACAAUCAGUUCUCUCAUCCUUCAACCUACGUAUUUGUGAUAAUAUCAGCGGUAUGUAUUGUGACUCAAAUGAAUUAUUUUAAUAAGGCGCUUGACCAAUUUUCGACAAAUCUCGUAAACCCCAUUUACUAUGUGUUCUUCACAACAUCAACGAUAGCAGCUUCCGUAAUUCUUUUUCAAGGAUUUAACACUAGUAAUACAGUGAAUGUCAUCAGCCUUUUCUGCGGCUUUCUAACAAUAUUCGCUGGUGUUUAUCUUUUAAAUACCGCGAAAUCGGAAUUUAAUAAGCUAUUACUUGAUAAAUUAUCGAUGCAUCAAAAUGGCAAUGGUCUUAUGAGAGCAUCAUUAACGGGUGAUGGACGUAGCUCAAUCACAUUAAGAAGAGAUACGGCAUUGUUGAGUGCUUUCGAAGAGGAGAACAUUGGGUUAACAGACCUGCGUGACGAUACUUCUGAUUCCGAAGAAGAUCGAAGCUUAUAA